This is a messenger RNA of Dichomitus squalens LYAD-421 SS1, 580 nucleotides long. RefSeq lists its product as uncharacterized. NCBI's taxonomy places the organism in Eukaryota, Fungi, Basidiomycota, Agaricomycetes, Polyporales, Polyporaceae. The transcript has a single exon. The coding region runs from base 208 to 393 and encodes 61 amino acids. The record is from RefSeq and is a predicted model, not a curated record.
UUCGGGAAGCAAGCCCUAAAGCAGACGACGGUAACGAUGAUAUGGGAGCCGGUGCUGGAUGGCUACGGAAGCCUCCCACCGGAAUGGGUGAAGAAAGGUGGGGUUUUAGUAGGUAUUAGGAGGGUAGAGGACGGAGGAGAGUUGGACUACCAACAAUGACCCUCUGAAUGAUUCAGGUCCUCCUCGAGCCCUGCACAACGUGCGUAAAUGCAUUUCCCCACGGUAAUCCGAAGUAAGGCCGGGGUAUCCGUAAGUACCCUGACCGAGCUACUAGCAGCGCGCCGGUACGUCCUCACACCAUGCCCUCUUGGGACCAAGUACCGAGGACUUUGGCUACACGCGCCCUACGAAGAACAAAAGAAAUGGCCUUCUGUCAUGUGGAGGUCGAUGUAGUGUCUACAAUACAGCCGCAGGCUUGCGGGGACGUAGUGGACGACAAUCCUUGUGGCAGGGAUAUAUUAGCGCUGGAGUGGGACUAAGAUCGCACAAGUUGGAGCUCGUUUGCGUCUGCCUGGCGGUGCCUGCGAGCGUCGCAACGAGCGAUCCGCUCGUCGGCAACGCAGGCGACGCUAAACAUCGC